Didymodactylos carnosus is the source of this 1146-nucleotide messenger RNA. The record is from the annotation of a GenBank genome assembly. Lineage: Eukaryota; Metazoa; Rotifera; Eurotatoria; Philodinida; Philodinidae.
AUGACUCGAACCCGACCCGAUCCGAAGAUAUCUCUACCCGAACCCGACCCGAAGUGGCUGGGAAGAAUUUUAGGUAUCUUAUCAAAAUUUUAUUCACACGGUGCACUAGAUCAUAUUAUUAUUAGUGUAUUGAAGCAAGUUGAAAAUGAAUUAGGUAUUCACAUAGGAAGUGGUGUAACUGCUAAUAACAAUAAUAAUUCAACUGCGGUAAAUAUAUUACAGACUCCUGUCGGUGUUGUUGCUGCUACUGCAGGCAAUGAAAAUGGAUCAUUACUAUUACCAUCGAGUAGUCCCUUAAAAAAGUUGCAAGUGAUAACAUUAGCAAAACCGACAGAUUCCACUUCAACUCCUCCGCAUCCAAAUCUUCCUCGUUAUUCUAUUCAAAGUAAUGAUGGUUUACUUCGUCCUAUUCAAAAGAAUAUAUCAACAAAAAUUGACAUUGAUAAACAUGUUGACAGUGAUUAUAUUCUCCUUGUUCCAUUGCAAAUCGAUCUCAUGCUUACUGUAUUUAUCUAUAAAAUCUUAACACGUGAACAAUAUUUUGAAAAUUGUCAAACCUACUUAUCUACAUAUCAUAAUCGUCGGGAUCAUGUUGCUUGUUGGGUUACACACAUGACUAUUAAUUCAUCAACACAUUCACUAUAUGAUUUUUGUAUUAAUCAAACAAUAACCUAUAUUAAUUAUGAAUAUAACAGUGUUCUCUGUAUACAGUAUGUAUUUAAACUAAUUAAUAUUAUUGAUACAAUAACGAAUGUUAUUGCAUGGCAUCAAGCCAUUGUUUUCAUUAUAACAAAGGGUGUAAUUAUUAGCUAUUGGUGGCAACGUAAACUUCGUUCGUCAAACUAUUGGUCUACAUUGAGUACAUUUCAACGUAAAAUGAUUCUAUUUUCAUUACUUCAUCCUAUUUUAAGUCUAUAUAUUUUAUUUUGUAUAAUACUAAUGCCAAUGUAUUUUUAUAAAUUUGAAAGUCGACGUAUUGAUCUGACACAUCAUCUUCUAUUUGCAUCAGUUAAAUUUAUUUUUGCUUCGAUAGCACAUAUACAUCUGUAUACAAUGUUAAAAUGGUACAAACUUUAUAAAAGAGGGAAAAAUGGUGUUUCGAUGGUAACAAGAGAAGAUGAAGAACGUAUUGAAACAAAUGAUUAG